Olea europaea var. sylvestris is the source of this 654-nucleotide messenger RNA. RefSeq names its product probable E3 ubiquitin-protein ligase RHY1A. The coding region runs from base 1 to 654 and encodes 217 amino acids. Lineage: Eukaryota; Viridiplantae; Streptophyta; Magnoliopsida; Lamiales; Oleaceae. The record is from RefSeq and is a predicted model, not a curated record. The transcript has a single exon.
AUGGUUUCUUCCCGUUGGUGUGUAUCGAUAAGAGCAUGGCGUAACACAGAACUAGUGGAUCAUAAUGACUCUUCAUCAACAAUGAAUACUCGCCUGGAAAUCAAUUUUCGAAUCAUAAAAUUCUUGGUAACUCAAGAACAAGGAGUUAUAAUGCAAGAACAAGGAGCAACGAUGUCAAGAUUCAUUCAAGUUGAUUUUGGAGCGGUUCAUGAUGAGUUAAAACAAGUUCUGUUGCCACAAUUCGCCAAUCUAAUUGGAUCUCAAAGGUUUCAUCAUGAAGUUGCAGAUGGUUUAAUUGACUAUGCAAAAACCAGACAUAUCACGGGCUCGGCAAAAUCAUUAGUUAUUAGAAUAAAGAAGUUUCUUAUUUACGAUAGAGUUGAACGUUGGUUUGAGUCCAUAGAAAGUGAUCGUCUCAACAUGGUACCUGCGAGCAUGGAUACAAUCACAUCAUUGCCGGAGAAAGAGAUGAAGUACGAGAAUGAUGAUGCUGAAGUUGAGUUAUGUACAGUUUGCUUGGAAGAGAUUCCGGCAGGGUUGGUCAUCUCAACUCUGCCGUGUUCUCAUGUUUUUCACAACAAUUGCAUUAGAGAUUGGCUUGUGAGAAGCCACCACUGUCCUAUUUGCCUCUUUGAGAUCUCUACUGCGCAGUGA